CGGCGCCUCCCCCUCGCGAUCGUUUCCCGCUCGGCCCGUGGCCUCCCCGACACCAUGUCCGGCUUUGCCGUGGGCUCUCACUCCCGGAACGAGCUCCAUGUCACGAAUGGUGGCGCUGCUGACGAACACCGCUCUCCUCCCCGCCAAAACGCGGCCAGAACCUGCCGCGUCUGCGGCGACGAGAUCGGCCUGAAGGACGACGGCGCUCCGUUCGUCGCCUGCCACGAGUGCGGCUUCCCCGUCUGCCGCCCCUGCUACGUCUACGAGCGCAGCGACGGCACCCAGUGCUGCCCCCAGUGCAACGCCCGCUACAAGCGUCACAAAGGGUGCCCUCGGAUCCCGGGAGACGACGAGGACGACCACUUCGAAGGCGAGGAUUUCGAGGACGAGUUUCAGAUCAGGAACCGCGGCGAGAAUGCAGUUCGCCCCACCGGUUUCGAUCGUUCGGAGAAUGGGGACAGUCAUGCGCCGCAAGUCCAUCCGAAUGGUCAGGUUUUCUCUUCGGCCGGAAGCGUCGUCGGCGCGGAGUUGGAAGGAGAAGGCAAUGCGGAGUGGAAGGAGAGGAUCGAGAAGUGGAAAAUCAGGCAAGAAAAGAGGGGCCUAGUGGGCAAGGACGAUGGCGGGAACGGCGAUGGAGAGGAAGAUGACUACCUGAUGGCUGAAGCUCGGCAACCACUUUCGAGAAAAGUACCGAUUUCUUCGAGCAAAAUAAGCCCAUACCGAAUUGUCAUCGUCCUGCGCCUCGUAGUCCUAGGCUUUUUCCUCCAUUUCCGUAUCUUAACCCCUGCAACUGAUGCAUUCCCUCUAUGGCUUAUCUCAGUUAUAUGUGAAACAUGGUUUGCCUUGUCGUGGAUUCUUGAUCAAUUCCCUAAGUGGAACCCGAUAAACAGAGAAACUUAUUUGGAUAGAUUAUCCAUAAGGUUUGAGAGGGAGGGUGAGCCCAGUCGCUUAGCUCCUGUGGAUGUGUUCGUCAGUUCUGUGGACCCUCUUAAGGAACCACCAAUAAUCACUGCAAAUACUGUCCUCUCAAUCCUGGCCGUUGAUUACCCGGUGGACAAAGUUUGUUGCUAUGUAUCUGAUGAUGGCGCUUCGAUGCUGCUUUUUGACACUCUCUCUGAAACUGCUGAGUUUGCGAGGAGGUGGGUCCCAUUCUGCAAGAAGUAUAGCAUCGAGCCGAGGACUCCAGAGUUUUACUUUUCUCAAAAGAUUGAUUACCUGAAAGAUAAGGUGGAGCCCAGCUUUGUGAAGGAACGUAGAGCCAUGAAAAGAGAGUAUGAAGAGUUCAAAGUGAGGGUCAAUGCAUUGGUGGCAAAAGCUCAGAAAAAACCUGAAGAAGGAUGGGUAAUGCAAGAUGGUACCCCCUGGCCUGGAAAUAAUACGCGCGAUCAUCCUGGCAUGAUCCAGGUUUAUUUGGGAAGUGCUGGAGCAUUGGACGUGGAAGGUAAGGAGUUGCCUCGACUUGUAUAUGUGUCCCGUGAGAAGCGACCUGGUUACCAGCACCACAAGAAGGCUGGUGCAAUGAAUGCUCUGGUUCGAGUGUCGGCAGUGCUAACAAAUGCACCCUUCUUGUUGAACUUGGAUUGUGACCACUACAUCAACAACAGUAAGGCUAUCAGGGAAGCUAUGUGUUUUCUAAUGGAUCCCCAACUUGGAAAGAAGCUUUGCUAUGUUCAAUUUCCUCAGAGGUUCGAUGGCAUUGAUCGACAUGACAGAUAUGCUAAUAGGAACAUAGUUUUCUUUGAUAUCAACAUGAGAGGGCUUGAUGGGAUACAAGGACCAGUGUAUGUUGGAACUGGAUGUGUGUUCAAUCGGCAGGCAUUGUAUGGGUAUGAUCCUCCAGUGUCCCAAAAGCGGCCAAAGAUGACAUGUGAUUGCUGGCCUUCAUGGUGCUCUUGUUGCUGCGGUGGUUCAAGGAAGUCAAAGUCAAAGAAGAAGGAUGAUACGAGUUUGCUUGGGCCUGUUCAUGCGAAGAAGAAAAAGAUGACAGGAAAGAACUACUUGAAGAAGAAAGGGUCUGGACCUGUCUUUGAUCUAGAAGACAUUGAAGAAGGACUUGAGGGUUUUGAUGAGCUAGAAAAAUCAUCGCUCAUGUCUCAGAAGAAUUUUGAGAAGCGGUUUGGACAGUCACCUGUAUUCAUUGCCUCCACACUAAUGGAAGAUGGUGGCUUGCCAGAAGGGACUAACUCCACUUCACUUAUUAAGGAAGCUAUCCAUGUCAUAAGUUGUGGCUAUGAAGAGAAAACAGAAUGGGGCAAAGAGAUUGGAUGGAUUUAUGGCUCUGUUACAGAAGAUAUCUUGACAGGCUUCAAGAUGCAUUGUAGAGGGUGGAAGUCUGUAUAUUGCAUGCCCAAAAGACCAGCUUUCAAGGGAUCAGCACCUAUAAAUCUGUCAGAUCGACUCCAUCAAGUUCUGAGAUGGGCUCUUGGCUCCGUUGAGAUUUUCCUCAGUCGUCAUUGUCCUUUGUGGUAUGCUUGGGGAGGAAAACUCAAACUGCUUGAGAGGCUUGCCUAUAUCAACACCAUUGUCUACCCUUUCACUUCCAUUCCUUUGCUUUUCUACUGUACAAUACCUGCCGUUUGCCUUCUCACUGGGAAAUUCAUUAUCCCCACGCUCACUAACUUUGCGAGCAUAUGGUUCUUGGCCCUUUUCCUAUCCAUCAUAGCCACUGGCGUGCUUGAACUACGGUGGAGUGGUGUCAGCAUCGAGGACUGGUGGCGUAAUGAACAAUUCUGGGUCAUUGGUGGCGUAUCUGCACACCUCUUCGCUGUAUUCCAAGGCCUCCUCAAGGUGCUUGCCGGAGUUGAUACUAACUUCACUGUUACAGCAAAGGCAGCCGAGGACAGUGAGUUUGGUGAACUCUACCUUUUCAAGUGGACUACCCUGCUCAUACCACCAACCACUCUAAUAAUCUUGAACAUGGUCGGUGUCGUCGCCGGUGUUUCGGAUGCCAUAAACAAUGGAUACGGAUCGUGGGGCCCUCUGUUCGGGAAGCUCUUCUUCGCCUUUUGGGUGAUCGUCCAUCUCUACCCUUUCCUCAAAGGUCUGAUGGGAAAACAGAACAGGACACCCACGAUCGUGGUCCUUUGGUCCGUACUUCUCGCCUCUAUUUUCUCAUUGGUCUGGGUCCGGAUCGAUCCAUUCCUGCCGAAGCAAACUGGUCCAGUUCUCAAACCGUGUGGGGUGGAGUGCUGAUUCUGGCGUCGGAUUUCAUUCAACACGCCGUCUCUCCGACCCGAUUAGAUGUGUCGCUUUACGGAGCUGUUUCUUUCUGUCUCUUACUUGGGACAUAUUGUAAUGCACUAGGGGAAAUCUUCCCGAUUGAAAUCUCUUGAUUAGCAUAGGUUUUGCUUGAAGAGUGUGGAACUGAAAUGUGCAAAGUCCUGCUUUUGAACUUUUUGCAAUAUAUUCUGCUCAAGAUUAAGCACUUGCC
Eucalyptus grandis is the source of this 3430-nucleotide messenger RNA. RefSeq names its product cellulose synthase A catalytic subunit 4 [UDP-forming]. Gene Ontology annotation, biological process: plant-type primary cell wall biogenesis; cellulose biosynthetic process. Gene Ontology annotation, molecular function: cellulose synthase (UDP-forming) activity. NCBI's taxonomy places the organism in Eukaryota, Viridiplantae, Streptophyta, Magnoliopsida, Myrtales, Myrtaceae. The record is from RefSeq and is marked provisional. Gene Ontology annotation, cellular component: trans-Golgi network; plasma membrane.